CUGAGGUUGGGUUGCUUCAUUUACAUUACAGACCUUCCACUGUUAUUUAGGAAGUGUCUAUCAAGACGUCACUAUUCCAAAUAACAACAUGGAGACAUUGCCCAGGAAUGCCUGCUUUCCUUUAGAGAACAAAUAUCCUCCUGAGAACAUCUCACUACAGCUGGACAGCCCUCAGCUCUUCCCAGAGCACUCAUCACCUCCUUGCCCAGCCUUCCCUCUCCUCCUCAGGAAGUCUGUCAGACCUCCAUGGCUCUCUGUGUGGAAGGUGGUGGCUUCUUCCUAGUGACUGUCUCAGCCCUUGCCCAGCCUUCAGAGAGCUCUUACUCUCUCCUACACAUUGUACUGCUUCCCCAGUCUGUGGUCAUUUUCCCUCAUCAGCCGAGAUAUUUAUUUUCUUCCCAACAUCCUAGUUUCUGCCCAUGCUCUCACUGCACAGUUAAUCUGCUCCUCAUUUUCAGAAUCACUGUUUCCUUCCUCACCUUGCUCCUGGAACUCCUUCUGCCUCAUCUUCAGGGUUACAAAUGUCCACACUUCUUUCCAGCUCUUUGCAUCCCCAUGCCCAGACUACCAGUAGCUCUCAAAAUGUAACUGUAUAAUCUUUAUUUUAAAAAAGCAACUGUUUAAUUAAAUUGCAAUUUAAUGUCUCCUUACAGGACCUGGAGUGCAUCAGGCAUUUCCAGGAGAUAACAAGUAGCCCAUCUCAGAACUCCUUUCCUCUAAAUUGAGGAGAAACUUGAGUGUUUCAGCUUCUCAGAUUGCUCUUUCAUGCCACCACUACCUAUGCCAGUGCCUGCAGUGCUGUCACAGCUGCAGGACGUGCCCUGAGGCACCUCCAAACAUGGGGAACACAUGCAGGACGCUGGUGACAGCGCCCACCUCCUGCUCCUGGGGCACCAAGCGCUUCGCAAUUAUGGGAGAAAUCCUUGGUAAAGGAGACUUCAGUCUCUUUUUCCCCAACCAGCCUCAUCCCACUGAUGCUUCUCGGCCCUCCAGCACAGCUCUUUCGUGGAUGCAUUCUCCCCUACAAGCUGCCAGGAAGCUUGGGUAACAGGGGACUUAACAAAUGGAGGAACCUCCACAGAGGAACUUCUUACUAAGGGGCAGGCAUGAGAGAAGCAGAAAUAGCCACAGUGACUGUUUCAUAUCCUGUGUCACUGGGGAGGCACUGAAUCGAGCAGGGAGCUUCACUCUUCCGGAGCUGGGGCUGCCCUGUUCCAUCACAAGACUGCAGCACAAGUGGACUCUGGUGGAAAUUCCACCAUGCCUACGCAAGCCUCUGCACAGACCCCUUGCUCCAUAAAUUGAGGCGCUGCUGAUGGUCUCAGCAUCAGACAGCAAAGAGGCUUCCAAGCUACCCUUGCCUGCUCCAGCUCCAGCCACCACUUCUCCAGCGACAUGAAGGGGUUUGUGGUUGCCCUCACCAUCCUCAUUGCUGCCUUCUGCUACCAGACUUCUGCUGCUCCAUUUGGCUCCGACCCACCAACCUCCUGCUGCUUCUCCUACAUCCCGCGGCAGCUGCCCCGCAGCUUUGUGAAGGAUUACUACGAAACCAACAGCCAGUGCUCCCAGCCUGCUGUCGUGUUCAUCACCAGGAAGGGCCGGGAAGUCUGUGCCAACCCCAUGGAGGACUGGGUCCAGCAGUACGUGAAUGAGCUGGAGCUGGACUGAGCUCCUGCACAGAUCCAGCUACUCCAUGUCCCCAGCUGCCGGAAUGGACGAGCUGGGGUCCACUGGAAGUGCUUCAAUGUCAUUUAGAGCUAACUGAGAAACUGAAAACAUUCCAAAACCCAACUUAAUGCUGUGCUAUUUAAUUUUUUAUAGGGGAGGGAUCAGGUGCAAUAACUCUGAGAUAAAAAAUAUUUUUAUUUAAUAUGUAUAUUAUUUUCUUAACCUGUAGACUCAGGUUAUAUUUUCUGUAUUUAAGUAACUAUAUUUUUGACAUAAAAUUCAAUUCAGAUGUCAAUAAAAAACAUUUUUUGUAAGAA
Messenger RNA from Serinus canaria (Common canary), 1985 nucleotides. Its product is annotated as C-C motif chemokine 4 homolog. NCBI's taxonomy places the organism in Eukaryota, Metazoa, Chordata, Aves, Passeriformes, Fringillidae. Gene Ontology annotation, biological process: positive regulation of GTPase activity; lymphocyte chemotaxis; cellular response to type II interferon. Bases 1396 to 1668 code for a protein of 90 amino acids. The transcript is spliced from 3 exons. The record is from RefSeq and is a predicted model, not a curated record. Gene Ontology annotation, cellular component: extracellular region. Gene Ontology annotation, molecular function: chemokine activity; CCR chemokine receptor binding.